CGUCUCAGGGUGUUCACGGCCUGGCUUUGGUGAGUGGAAUUGAGGAGCUGGAAAUUGAUGGUCUGCCGCGCCUGGGGCAAGAAAAGAGAGAGGGAGACAAGAGGUUCCUUUUCAGACCAUGGCAACAUACCUGGAGUUUAUCCAGCAAAAUGAGGAGCAAGAUGGCAUUCGUUUCAGUUGGAAUGUAUGGCCAUCUAGCCGCCUUGAGGCUACAAGAAUGGUUGUCCCUCUGGCAUGUCUAUUUACUCCCUUAAAAGAACGUCCAGAUUUACCUCCAGUACAAUAUGAACCUGUACUUUGUAGCAGGCCAACUUGUAAAGCGGUUCUCAAUCCACUUUGUCAGGUUGAUUAUCGAGCUAAGCUUUGGGCCUGUAAUUUCUGUUUUCAAAGAAAUCAGUUCCCUCCAGCAUAUGCAGGCAUAUCCGAAGUGAAUCAACCUGCAGAAUUGAUGCCCCAAUUUUCCACAAUUGAGUACAUAGUACAGCGAGGACCUCAGACACCCUUGAUUUUUCUCUAUGUGGUUGAUACUUGUCUGGAAGAAGAAGACCUUCAAGCUCUAAAAGAGUCUCUACAGAUGUCCUUAAGCCUUCUUCCUCCAGAUGCUUUGGUGGGUCUAAUCACUUUUGGUAGAAUGGUGCAGGUUCAUGAGUUGAGCUGUGAAGGAAUCUCAAAAAGCUAUGUCUUUCGAGGAACCAAGGAUUUGACAGCAAAGCAAAUACAGGAUAUGUUAGGCCUUACCAAACCAGCUAUGUCUACUCAGCAAACAAGACCUGUUCAGCCACAGGGACAACCUUUUAUUUCAAGCAGGUUUCUGCAGCCUGUUCAUAAGAUUGACAUGAACCUGACAGAUCUUCUUGGGGAAUUACAAAGGGACCCAUGGCCAGUAACUCAAGGAAAAAGACCUUUGCGAUCUACAGGUGUUGCUUUGUCCAUUGCUGUUGGCUUAUUGGAGGGCACUUUUCCAAAUACUGGAGCAAGAAUUAUGUUGUUUACUGGAGGUCCACCCACUCAAGGACCAGGCAUGGUAGUUGGAGAUGAAUUGAAGGUUCCUAUUCGUUCCUGGCAUGACAUAGAGAAAGACAACGCACGUUUUAUGAAAAAAGCAACCAAGCACUAUGAAAUGCUCGCUAAUCGUACUGCUACAAAUGGUCACUGCAUUGAUAUUUAUGCCUGUGCCCUUGAUCAAACUGGUCUUCAGGAAAUGAAGUGUUGUGCAAAUCUUACUGGUGGACAUAUGGUGAUGGGAGAUUCCUUCAAUACAUCUCUCUUCAAGCAGACGUUCCAAAGGGUUUUUAGUAAAGACUUCAAUGGAGAUUUUCGAAUGGCAUUUGGUGCUACUUUGGAUGUUAAGACUUCUCGAGAAUUAAAGAUUUCAGGAGCGAUUGGUCCAUGUAUAUCUCUAAACGUGAAAGGGCCAUGUGUGUCAGAAAAUGAAUAUGGCAUUAGUGGUACUAGUCAGUGGAAAAUCUGUAGUCUGGAUCCCACGACAACCCUUGGCAUCUACUUUGAAGUAGUUAAUCAGCACAAUGCACCAAUACCUCAAGGAGGCAGAGGAGCAAUUCAGUUUGUUACCCAGUAUCAGCAUUCCAGCACUCAGAGACGAAUCCGAGUGACAACGGUUGCCAGAAGUUGGGCAGAUGCACAGAAUCAGUUCCAGCAUAUAGAAGCUGCUUUUGACCAGGAAGCUGCUGCAGUAUUGAUGGCUCGGCUUGGAGUGUUCAGAGCUGAAUCAGAAGAGGGACCUGAUGUUCUUCGAUGGCUAGACAGGCAAUUAAUCAGACUGUGUCAGAAAUUUGGACAGUAUAACAAAGAGGACCCCAGUUCUUUUAGAUUGUCAGAUUCGUUUUCUUUGUAUCCUCAGUUCAUGUUCCAUCUUCGAAGAUCCCCAUUUCUUCAAGUGUUUAAUAACAGUCCAGAUGAAUCAUCUUAUUACCGGCAUCAUUUUGCCCGACAAGAUUUGACCCAAUCCCUUAUCAUGAUCCAGCCUAUUCUUUAUUCUUAUUCUUUUCACGGUCCACCUGAGCCAGUACUUUUAGACAGCAGCAGUAUUUUAGCUGACAGAAUUCUACUGAUGGAUACCUUUUUCCAAAUUGUCAUCUACCUUGGUGAGACCAUAGCGCAAUGGCGUAAAGCUGGCUAUCAGGACAUGCCUGAGUAUGAAAAUUUUAAGCAUCUUUUACAAGCUCCAUUGGAUGAUGCUCAGGACAUCCUGCAAACUCGAUUCCCAAUGCCAAGAUACAUCAACACUGAACAUGGAGGUAGUCAGGCUCGAUUUCUCUUGUCGAAAGUCAAUCCAUCUCAGACACACAAUAAUUUGUAUCCUUGGGGACAGGAAUCUGGAGCCCCAAUAUUAACAGAUGAUGUUAGUCUGCAGGUAUUCAUGGAUCAUUUGAAAAAACUGGCAGUAUCAAGUGCCUCUUAAAUUGAGAAAGUAGCAGGAAUAUUCAAGAAAGAAGACAAUAACUAGACUAUGUUCAUAACUGUUUGAAACAUUUACUACAUUCCUUUUACUUUAUUGUAAAGAUUUUAAAAUGUCAUCAUGUAUCCCAUAUAUUCAAAAGCAGUUUUUUUUUACAUAGUUUUGAUUUUUAAUUUAUUUGUACUCAUCACUUUGUUCUGUCUUUUUUCAUGAACUGUAACGUAGUUCAUUGAUGUUUUGGAACUUACAGGUUUUUAAUCAGCUUUCUUUAUCCUAACAUUAUAAUAUUCUGUAGAAACUAUGGAAAACUUUUGCAACUCCCUCAAAUGAAGGAAUAAUGGGUGUGAAGAAAAUAAACUGGAUGGGGAGAGUACUAGCUAAAAAGGUAUUAUAGGAAACUUGAGUUCCUGUUGUUUUGUUCAGAGAAUUUACCCAUAUUACCCAUAAUGUACUUCCUAGAAAGACAAUGUAUCUGUGUAUAGAACGCUGGUCCUGGUACCAGGAAGAAAUGAGGUCAACAGUCAUACUUGGAAAACUUCCUUACUCAUGUUUCCUUGGCUAAGACACUUAAUGCCCUAGGCAGCCAUUUCACUAAGAUUGCAGAGUAGGUGCCAACCUGCAUUAGGAGAGGAAGUUUUUCAUUGAGGACUAUAUAUGGGGGGUGGGGGAGGGGGAGAGUUUCACACUAAGAAGGAGAUCCCUGCAGGCCACACAUUUGAUACCUCUGGCCUCAGUUUGACACAUUGGGAUCACAGUUCCAGUCUCUGUCCCUGCCUUAUCUUUCCUGAACUUCAUUCUUUAUUUAUCCUCUAAAUAAUAAUAGGAAAAGCACGCCAGUAGUGUCACAUUAGAAUAACAUGAUUGAGGGGGCCAGGUCCAAACUGAUGCCCCCUGAGCCACCUUGACAGCGCUAAGCAAGGAGUAAGUACAAUCUGAAUACGUCUCUAAAUUGAGUCCACAAGCAUUUAAAAAUAUUUAUUAUUGGUGUAUUGUUGCAUAUAUGUGCUAAGCACUAAGAAAGGCAAUCCUCUUACCCUCCCUUCCAAAAAACAAAGCCCUACAAUCUCUGUUUUCAAGAAUUCAUAGUGUUAAUGGAGGAGAGAGCAUGGAACGAAGGAUAAAAUACAGGAUAAAUUUGAGAGAGGCCCUAAGGAAGAAACAUUUAUGAAAGUUGAAUGUGCUAGGCACUCUGCUAAGGGGUCUAAAAUUAGCUCAUUUCAUCCUUACAACACCCCUGAAAGUGCUAUUAUUAUCAACCACAUUUUACAUGUGAAGAAAUAGCUAGACAGAGACUGAAUGAUGCUCUGACGGUCAUACAACUUACUAAGCAUCUGAGGCUGAAUUUAAUUAAGGCUUCCUGCCUCUAGACCAGAUCUCUGUGCAUUUUGGCACCCCUUGGCUUCUUUGGCUCUAAAAUGGAGCACAAAAAUGGGCUUCUGACAUAGGGUAAAACUUGGAGUUGGAAGGCUUUGAGAUGAUCCAGGCUUGGGAGAAUGCCCAGAAUCAGGAGUUAGUGUUUUGGUUGAGGUAUAACUAGUAAGAGGUCAGUGUCAUUGAAUGAUGGGAGAUAAGACUGAUGAUAGAGUAUAAUGAGUGGUUGUCAUAGUCAUGUGCCACUAGAGAAAAGUAUUUUUCUUUUUUUCUUUUUUUUGAUAAUUACCAGAUAAUUUGUAAGUAGUAGUAAUGCCAUUAGAAUAAUAGCUCUCAAAAACAAAACAAAAACUUUGGGGUAAGCCAGGUGGUUCAGUAGAUAGAAUGUUGGGCUUGGAGUUAAGAAGGCCAGACUUCAUAUGUGGUUUCAGACAGUAAGCUGUGUGACCCUGAGCAAGCUAUUUAACUCUAAUUGCUUCUAGAGUGGGGGAAAUCCUUGGCUUUCUCUUUAAGGAAAGACCUGUCUUGUUCUCGUUGGGCUUUGUCAGUAAGAACAGUCUUCAAGUAGAAGGAGAUUCUUUGUCUCACAACUAAAUAUCCAUGUAAGGCCUACUCAAUAAGUUCCAGGGCCAAAAACACCUUUUAGUCUACCUUUUAGAUGACUGGCAGGGGGAUGGCAUUAGAGAUAAAAUGAAGCUGAUGGCAAUCCUACCUACCUAUGCAUUUCCUCUUAUACCCAAACCUUUUUGGUGGGUUCUUACCAUUCUGUCUGUGUCUAGUUGAAAAGCCACUCUCCCUUCCCCUCUCCUAUCAUGAAGAGGUGUCUGAGAACCUCUAACAGACUUUAGGAUCCCCUAAUAGUCUUUCCCCAAUGAUUAUUGUUAAGUACAUAUUCAAAAGAAGGCUAUUAGUGUUGAAAGAGUUGUGGGAAAAUAGAUAAUACAUUUUUGGUGAAGUUUUUAAAAAAAUAGAAUCAUUUUGGAAAGUGAUUCACAAUUAUACAGCAUAUAAGAGAACAAGACAGUAAAAACUAGAGCCUCUAUUUGAAUUGGCUUACCUUGUUACCUUGAGAACAGAGAUUACAUGUGUUUUAUUUUUCUAUUUGUAACACCAGCACUUGGCCUUGUGCUGUACUAAUAGGAAUAAAUGUUUUAGUUAAAGACAAUACUUUCUGUUCCAUUUCAUGAGGACAAGGAUUUUAUUUAUCUCAACUUUUUCCCUUAUCCUUAAACCAUGUGAUAUAGUGGUCCCAUUUCUAUUUGACUUUGAUGCAAUUCUUUGAGUACAGUGAUCCCUUCCACAUCUCAGGGGUAGGGGUGCACUACCUCCCUGAUCUGAAAAAAAUCUGUAAAGUCUUUUGGAUCUCCCUUUGUACCAGGGAAGUCUGAAAUUUGUCUCUUUUAUGAGGUGUUUACAGUAUCUUAUUGUAAAAUUUGUUGUAAAAUUAAGUAUUUGAUCAAAGAUUGUGUCAUCUGCAGCUUCUAAAAAAUCCCUCAAGUUCCCAUUUAAUUUCAUAUGCUAAUGCAAGAUGUAUUGAGAUGUGGAUAACUGUACUGGGUUUGGAGCAACUGUUUGUUUCAAUCAUUCACAAUGAGAAAGCUGGGAACUGUAUUGAGUUUAGAGACAGCUGGGAACAUUUAUAUGAACUGAUUCAAAGAGAACAAUUUAUACAAUAACAAUAUUGUGACAACUCCAUCUUGGAUCAAUGUAGUGACCAAUCAAAUUCCAAAGGACUCUUGAUGGAACAUGCUAUCUUUAUUGACAAAUGAAAAAUGAGACUUUUAAAAAUUAGUUCAUAUAGAAAUUUGUUUUGCUUGACUAUACAUAUUUGUAAUAAAUUUUUUUCUUUUUAAUGAGGAAGGGAGGUAGGAACAAGAGAAGACAAAUUUGCUUGAUUGAACAAAAAUUUGUUUAAAAAAAGAUGAAAAAAAUUGUUUGCCAGACAUUGUACUAGAUGAUGGAAAUAUAAAGACCAAAAUGAAACAAGUCUUGCUCUUAAAGGAAUUUAUUGGGGGGGGG
Antechinus flavipes (yellow-footed antechinus) is the source of this 5809-nucleotide messenger RNA. It is a transcript of the gene SEC23B, whose product is annotated as SEC23 homolog B, COPII coat complex component. Bases 119 to 2422 code for a protein of 767 amino acids. The record is from RefSeq and is a predicted model, not a curated record. Gene Ontology annotation, molecular function: zinc ion binding; GTPase activator activity. Gene Ontology annotation, cellular component: endoplasmic reticulum exit site; COPII vesicle coat. Gene Ontology annotation, biological process: COPII-coated vesicle cargo loading; COPII-coated vesicle budding; endoplasmic reticulum to Golgi vesicle-mediated transport. The transcript is spliced from 20 exons. Lineage: Eukaryota; Metazoa; Chordata; Mammalia; Dasyuromorphia; Dasyuridae.